Haliotis rufescens (red abalone) is the source of this 858-nucleotide messenger RNA. Its product is annotated as excitatory amino acid transporter 3-like. Gene Ontology annotation, cellular component: plasma membrane. The transcript is spliced from 4 exons. The record is from RefSeq and is a predicted model, not a curated record. Gene Ontology annotation, molecular function: neutral L-amino acid transmembrane transporter activity; L-glutamate transmembrane transporter activity; glutamate:sodium symporter activity. Gene Ontology annotation, biological process: L-glutamate transmembrane transport. Lineage: Eukaryota; Metazoa; Mollusca; Gastropoda; Lepetellida; Haliotidae. The coding region runs from base 151 to 858 and encodes 235 amino acids.
CGUGCAGUUGUAAACAACAUUAUAAGAUGUGACUACUCAUUUAUCACCAAUACCAAUAAUACCUGGUAUUCAUUUAUUUAGUGUUCAGUGAUCUAUUUUAUCACGUUCCAAAUCCCAAUACUUCUAUAAAUGUUUCAAUAAUAUUUUCAGAUGGGUAAACUACACCUGAAAAUGAAGAUGAAGAUGAAGAAAUGCCUCCGAGGGCACCUGCUGCUGAUAGCCACCGUCCUGUGUAUAGUGCUGGGGGUGACUAUCGGGAUGCUGUGCCGUCAGCUGUAUCCCUCCCCUGCCACGAUCAUGCUCAUUGGUUUCCCAGGAGAACUGCUCAUGCGAAUGUUGAAGCUACUUAUCCUACCGUUGAUAGUUGCCAGUUUAAUCACAGGAAUCGCAAAUCUGGAUGGCAAGUCAGCUGGUAAAAUGGGUGUCGUGACGCUCGCCUACUACAUCAGCACCACCGUCGUGGCCCUGAUUGUCGGCCUCACACUCGUCCUCGCCAUCAGACCAGGACGGGGAAACAUGAUGCAGUCCACCACACAGGAGGCUGGAGCAGCUCCCCAUCUCUCUCCCAAGGAUGCUUUUCUGGACCUCCUCAGAAACGUCGUCCCGGAAAAUAUCCUACAGGCAGCCAUUCAGCAAACAGGGACAAAGUAUGUUUACAUGGACAGAAGUGUCGUGAAUAAUUCCCAUGUCGUACAGGGACCUGGAAGAAAUGCUUCUUUUGAGGAUAUACUAACCCCCAAUACCACCGGACUGAGGCCACAGAGCCCGGCACACUGGGAACAGAAGAGUGUUUAUGUGACAGGGAUGAACACAAUCGGGCAUCAGGGCAUACAUUUCCGCAGUAAUGGGGAAAAUUGA